This is a messenger RNA of Phyllopteryx taeniolatus (common seadragon), 1428 nucleotides long. Its product is annotated as myelin-associated glycoprotein-like. Lineage: Eukaryota; Metazoa; Chordata; Actinopteri; Syngnathiformes; Syngnathidae. The transcript has 12 exons. Bases 152 to 1345 code for a protein of 397 amino acids. The record is from RefSeq and is a predicted model, not a curated record.
ACCUUCCCAACACAGUCACAGUCUUGGGAUUUUCACCUGCAGCUCAUAUUGUCAUUUUGGUUGGAAGAAAUAGCAUAAUUCUUUUUUAAAAAAGGGGAAAAAAAGAUCCAUCCAGCAGCAAUUGUUGCAGCGCAAUACAAAUCAUAGAAGUAUGAACAUUGAGAGAAGGCUGACGGUGUUUUCUGUGCUCUUAGCAGCUUGCCGUGCUGCUUCCGGUGGCGAAUGGAAGGCCAGCGUCGUUAAGAGCGUCGACGCCCUGGUAGCUUCCUGUGUGGUGUUGCCUUGCUCGUUCAGCCACCCGAAAGAACAACUGCCCACCUCCAGACUGAGAGGAAUCUGGCAUUAUGAAGCUCAAAAGGACCAACGCAUUUACCAUCAGGAUAACACAAACGUGUUGGCGAGCUUUCGAGAUCGCACUCGGUUGUUGGGGCAUUUGGGCCAGGGCGACUGCAGCCUGGAGAUCACCAAAGUCAAAGACUACGACAACGGCCCUUUCUGUUUCCGCAUUGAAUUAGCUCGAACAGAAGGCGAUGCAUCCACCCCGGACAAAUUCUCCUUUGUCGAGAAUUGUGUGAAGUUAAAAAUGCUACCUGACCCGCCAAAACCAAUGUUGAUCCACGCCAACAAGGCAUUUGAAGGGCGUCUCUACACCGCCAUCUGCUCGGUGACCCACACUUGCCCCACCCACGCGCCCUCGCUAACGUGGAGCAAGGAGGACUCGCACGACGUCACCACCGUCAUCAGAGAAAUUCACGCCGGUUCUUGGGAGGUUCAGUCCAUCCUGGCCUUCGUUCCCCAGGCAACGGACGACCACCGAGAUAUCACUUGCACGGCCAACUUUUACGGGAGGAUGUCGUCCUCCGACAACUUCACUCUCUUUGUCAAACGCUCGGAGAACCAUCACCACAUCAUCAUUCCUACAGUAGUAGCGCUUGUGAUCGCUGUACUCUUUGGAGGACUUUGCAUUGUAAUGGUGAAAAAAUACAAGAGACGCAUUGCAGAACUUCAAGGUCAGCCCAGCUGGCGGAACCGCCUUUCGAGGCUGUCUCGCAGGACUCGACCGGAUCAUUUGGAACGAGCCCGAGCGAAUCAAAGGCGGCCGAGAGAAAACAUGGUGGAUCUGAAUCAUUUGCCGAGCACGUCAACGGCAACGUCAUCGGCAGCUGGACAGAAGUUCUGGAAAACUCAUCGACCGACUCCAAAAAUGUGCCAACCGGCGGAAGCGCUAUCAGCGCCACACGGAAAAGAAAACAAAAACCAGCCCAAAGUCUGGAAUUACAAACAGGACGUUUCCGACGAUGAUUACGAGAACACAGCCGAUCUUAAUGUGUACAGGAACCGCUGAAGAAAGGGACUCAAGUCAAAAGCUUAUACAUUCCAUUUGCAUUGUAAUCUUCUAGCAAUUGAAAUAUAAGCAAUUUUAUUCCA